Messenger RNA from Botrytis porri, 484 nucleotides. RefSeq lists its product as uncharacterized. The coding region runs from base 1 to 363 and encodes 120 amino acids. NCBI's taxonomy places the organism in Eukaryota, Fungi, Ascomycota, Leotiomycetes, Helotiales, Sclerotiniaceae. The transcript has 2 exons. The record is from RefSeq and is a predicted model, not a curated record.
AUGGCCAAACUACGCUUUUCCCUCUUCUCAUUCCUCAUCCUCAUAAUCGGCGCAUCAGCCCAAUUCCAAUUCUUCGAACAAAUGUUCAACGGUCAACAACAGCAGCAGCAACGCCAACCACAAGAUGUACCUAGUGAUUCGCAAUGGUACCAGGAUAAUUAUGAUCGAGCACACUGUACAUCCUAUCUCUGCCCCGGCACCCUCUCCUGCGUGGCCUUCCCCCACCACUGUCCCUGCGCACACCCAACCUAUGAGGAGAAAUUUGAGUUGGCAGAUGGAAAUGCGAUUUGUAUAUCGAAAGGAGGGUUUAAGGCUGGGGAGGCGGCGAGGAAGGUGGAAUUGGCGAGGAAGGGAUUGAUUUGAUUUGGUUUGGUUGGAUUGGCUUGAACAUAGUUGGAAUUAGAGGGAGAAGGAGAAGGAGUUUAUUUAACAGUUUUACUUUUGCACGAGGUUGGUUGUGUUAGGGUGGGAGAUACGGGGGGGU